UAUAGAUCGAUGAUUUAGCCACCAGCGGAGAAGCCGGGUACUGAAACUGAAAAACCUAGCUACCGCUAUUCAUUCAUCAAUGGGAGGAGGAGGUGAAGAAAAUGUAAAGCAUCUCGAAGACUGUUCUGUUGCCAAUGCAUUGGGAACUUGGGUAUUCUCUGUGGCAGGAGCUUUGCUGGCAAUUCCGGUAGGAAUUAAGCGUAAAUCUCUUGGACCUCUUGUAUUUUUUGGCACUACCGGAACUAUGCUGGAUAUUAUUAUGGGGAUUACAGCGUGUGAAAGGGAACAUGCAGAGCACCAAAUGAAGCUACUUGAAGCUCAAAAUGCUGCAUCUGAAACUUUGUUGGAUGAGACAAAUACUGAUUCGUAAUCUCUAUAUUUUGAUGUUAACAUUGUUGUCAAAUUUGUAUGGUCAUACAAUUGUAACAAACUAAAUGAAAUUUUAUGGCACCAUGAUCAAAUGUGCUUUAUCUAUGUUGUUGGCCUUUAUGCUGCAGCAGUUUAAACAACAAAAGGUGAAUAACUGAAUGAGAAAGUUUCUAAGUUUAUUUUUUGUACA
Molecule: messenger RNA, 559 nt
Organism: Vicia villosa (hairy vetch)
Lineage: Eukaryota; Viridiplantae; Streptophyta; Magnoliopsida; Fabales; Fabaceae
Exons: 2
Coding region: 80-370 (96 amino acids)
Source: RefSeq, a predicted model, not a curated record